Pieris napi is the source of this 4535-nucleotide messenger RNA. RefSeq names its product facilitated trehalose transporter Tret1-like (gene ST5). Gene Ontology annotation, molecular function: sugar transmembrane transporter activity. NCBI's taxonomy places the organism in Eukaryota, Metazoa, Arthropoda, Insecta, Lepidoptera, Pieridae. The record is from RefSeq and is a predicted model, not a curated record. Gene Ontology annotation, biological process: carbohydrate transport; transmembrane transport. The transcript has 11 exons. Bases 163 to 1713 code for a protein of 516 amino acids. Gene Ontology annotation, cellular component: membrane.
UGGUUUAACCGUGUCUGACCUAAAGUAUUGGGUAGUUUAAACUAAUCGGUUCAAGAAGAUGAAGUUAGAAGUGCGACAUUGAUUAUUAAGAAAUGUGUUUCGUUAUAUAAUGGUUAUUCAUAAACGUACUGUAUAUAUCAAAAUAUAAAGACCAUAUGCAGCAUGGCAAGCACUUCAAGUGAUGGUGUGCCUUAUUAUGGUUCUGUAAGCGAUGCCACGCCCUUCAUUAAAAAUGGAGUCAAAGCUACAAUUACGAAAACGCCAGAAAAGCCUCCAAAGGAGAAACCAGGGAAAGAAGGAAGAGGGAAGGCUUUUAAGCAAAUAGUCGCGGCUUUGAUUGUCAACUUGGGGACUAUUAAUACUGGUAUGGCGUUUGGAUUUUCCGCGACGGCGCUGCCGCAACUGAAGAGUGGUAAUUCAACUCUGACGAUUACUGAAAGUGAGGCCAGUUGGAUUGCUAGUUUAAGCGCAGUGGGUACACCAAUAGGCUGUAUUCUAAGUGGUUACUUGAUGGACAACAUAGGCAGACGACGCACUCUCAUAUUUACUGAAGUGCCUCUCAUAAUAGGAUGGAUCACGAUAUCCUUCGCCCAGAAUGUUAUAAUGAUCUAUAUUGGUCGGUUGUUGGUGGGUCUCGGGUCUGGUAUGGUGGGUGCCCCAGCCAGGGUGUAUACUUGCGAGGUAUCUCAGCCUCAUUUGAGAGGAAUGUUAGGAGCCAUGGCGUCUGUCGGCGUUUCUACUGGUGUUUUGAUAGUGUACAUAAUCGGCAGUGCAACAUCAUGGAACAUCUUAGCAGGCGUGAGUGCUAUCGUACCUAUAAUAUCACUCCUGGGUAUGUUUGUCCUUCCUGAGACACCGAACUACCUGCUAAAUCAAGAUAAGACGGAAAAGGCGGAAAAGUCCCUUUCGAAGCUUCGAGGGUCCACUUGCAACCUAAAUGAUGAAAUACAGAAAAUGAUUUCCUUUAAAGAGAAGAAUCACGUUGAACCGUUGAAGUCAACUCGAGAAAUAGUAAAGGCGUUGCUCGCGCCAUCGACCUUGAAACCGUUUGGAAUAUUGGCGUUGUACUUCUUCAUUUACCAGUGGUGUGGUGUUAAUACCAUCACUUUCUAUGCCGUCGAAGUGUUUGAGGCAUCCGGUGCGACGUUAGACAAGUAUUCCUUAACAAUAUCGAUGGGAGUGCUUCGAGUAAUAUUCACCGUCGUGGGAUGUAUUUUGUGUAGACGCUGCGGAAGGCGACCUCUUACGUUUGUAUCGUCUCUCGGAUGCGGUACUUCAAUGGUAGUACUAUCAGUGUACCUCUACUACGUGCAGUACUGGAAGGAGAAUAAUCUGCCACCACAAUAUUCGUGGAUCCCAGUAGCCAGUAUAUACCUCUUCAUGAUAUUCUGUACCCUGGGAUUCCUCAUUGUACCCUGGAUUAUGAUUGGCGAGGUCUAUCCUACGCAGGUUCGUGGCAUAGUCGGUGGUAUGACGACAUGUGUGGCUCACAUGUCAAUAUUCACCGUGGUCAAAACAUUCCCUCUACUUAAGCACUCGCUCAAUGACUAUGGGACUUUUGGCCUCUAUGGAGCUUUAUCACUUGCUGGCACCGCAUUCUUCUAUGUAUUUUUACCAGAGACAAAAGGCAAAACACUGCAAGAAAUUGAGGAUUAUUUCUCUGGAAGAAUUAAGAGUUUAUCCGGGAAAAACACACAGACCGAAAUUGCGUAGUUGGAUAGCAAUGUAUAGAAUUCUUAAGACAACGAAGUGAGUUAACGUUAAAUUUUUGUAUGAUAUUUUACAGCGCCACCUAUUGGUCAGAUUUGGAACUAUUUACUGUGGUAGCAUAAAUAGUUCUAACUAAUGAUAAAAAAGCCAUUAUCGUACCAUUAAUAUUUAGCAAAAAAUAAGUCUUAAUCUGGUCUUAUGGGUCAAAUGUGCCAAACUUCAUAUAGAAACAACUGUUUGAGAACUCUGGAAAUCAGAUUUAAUUUGAAAUUAAAUUUUGAUUGACGUUCUAGCAUGCGGACCAUAGAGAUAUUUUCUAAAUAUUGAACACAGAAAUGUGUCUGCUCCAUGCCCCAAUAGAUGAUUUGGGAACAUGAAUUAUGCAUAAUUAAUAUUGUAAUUUGAUAAAUCGUUAAUUAUGUGCCUUAAUAAAACGUGGUUUAAUAAAUUAAAUACUUUUAAUAAUUUAAAUUAUUUAUUCUGAAAUUAAUGCAUGUGCGAUUUCUACAAAACUGUGAUAACAUUACAUUAUUUUACCUAUUUUAUUUAAAGCUGAUAUAUAUCAUAAUGCCUAGUGCCAAUUAAGAAAAAUAGUGGCAUAUUCUACACCUCGGAAAAUACGUCAAAGUCACAUGAAAAUUAAUGUCUGAAAAUUUAGAAAUAGAGUUCUCGCCACCACUCAUUGCCGACGGAAACCCUGGAACUAAAUUUGUCGUUACAGUGAAAUAUUAUUUUAUCCGUUUUAAGGUAAAACAUUAGAAGCAAAUCUUGGAGAGUAGUUCGCGAAUUUCUUAUUAAUUUAUGUUACGUUGGGGUAAAAUAGCCUUGCACUUAGCACUAGCAACAUAUUACUACGCUGCGCUACUCGCUAGCGCCGCGUCUAUCGGCAGUCAGUGGUGGCGCGGACUCUAUACGAUAAUUCAUUGUUUACGUAACUUUUUUUUGACCUGACAAAAAAGUUUUUGAUCUCGGCGAAGUCCACAUAAAUACUGGCAAUUUAAAAAAAUGAAAGGAUUCUUUUAAAAUAUUGUAUUUUCAUUGUAGGUGUAGUAAAUGUAUCACACGGAAAAAAGUGUGAUUUUAUUCGGAAUCGGUCACCUUCUUUCCUUCAACUAUUUUAUAUCAAUCAAUAUUAAAUUUUUUAAACUAUUAUAGACUUGUCUUUUUCCGUCUAGUUGGAUUUACCCUGUGUUGAAAAGAGAUGCAUAACGUAUACAGUAUAGUUAAUUCCUACGAUUGUGCCUUAUUCAAAAUACGCCCAGGAUAAUAAAGCCUUAUUAAUAAGAAUUGAAAUUUUGUACAAAAUCGGCAGUAGAUGUUUCGAUAUUAUUUAGUAUUAUUUAAUGCGUAUAAUUUUAUUUUGAAAACGAAAACGAUAAAAAUACGAUAUACAAAGAACACGUUUAUUUGCACACACACACAUAUAUAUAUAAAAUACUAACACAAUCACUUUAAUUAAAAAUGGGCCCAUCAGCUUUAACUUGUCACCAGCAACACUGAUUUUCAGUGGACCCAUACUAUUUCGGAGUGACAGCUGUAUACACUGAACAAAACAACAAUUUUAGCAAUUGAAAUAUUUUUUUAAUAAAAACAUAAAAUUAUGACACAAUGCAACUAAAUUCCCAACCCAGCCGACUGACAUUAGAAAAAUAACUUUUACAUUAUUUUGAAAGACGUUUAGUGAAUUAUUUUACACAGACAUUUGUCAGUAGAAAUGCUAUAGUAAUUUAUAGUGUUAGCGAUCGCAACUAUUACCAGCACAGUUGUCAUUUGUUUUCUGUAGAAAAAAAUACUACUUAAUAAUAACUAGUUUAAGGAAAUAUUUUCGAACCCAAGCGAUAGUGAACCGCAUAGAAAUAUUUUUAGAGUUUCAGUUGCGAAAAUUACUUUUAAACUAAGCCAUUUUUGGCAAUUUUUUACUGUUUUCGUUUUCUGAAGCGGUUGAUUUGCGUAUUAUGUUAAUAGGUUAGUGCCAUUAGGAAAUGAGAUUGUAGAUAUUGCAGUUUGUAAAUAUUUUGUUAUUAAUGUAGUUUUAAAUGUGUUUUUGCAUUUUACAAACCUUUCGUCAGUAUUAAUAUUUUCUCUAAUAAAAAUUGUAUACCAAAAUAUUUUAUACAUUGCACGUUGUGAGCGCCAAUUAAUGAUUAAAAAUCCAAUUUUUUAUUCUCUACACAUUACUAGUUUUUAUUUGUGUUUCCAAUGCUUUUAACACACCCAAAUGCUUAUAUUUGAAGAUUCAGAAACGAGACUAGCGUUAAGUCUGACUCCCGAAUGUCAAUAAUGUAUUGGAUUUUGACAUACACGAGUUCGCGCUAAGUUUCAGAAUCUCGCCUUAAGUAUUGGUACGUAAGUUGUUGUAGUAUGGGAAAAUAUUGCGCACUUAUUGGUAUGAAAAGCACUUAUAAAUGUGAAUACUUAUUUAAUAAUGGAGGUUAAUGUGUAUUAAUUGUAAGUAAAUUCGCUCCUGGUUACGUGCAAAACUUUUAAUGCAAAUGUAUUGGGGCUCUUUAUAAUUUGUUCAACUCGUGAAGUACAAACUUUUAAUUGCGAACAAAAUUUUAAUUGUGUCCAUGGCUGGCUGUAGAUUAGAUUUUAUUACUAAUUUACAAAAUAUUUUAAGAUUGUAAAAUAUAUCAUAAAUAAUUAUUGUUUGCUUAACACUUUAUACAGUAAUGAUUGUAGUAAAUUUGUAAAAAUGUAAAAUGCCGUACGCAUUUAUUUUGUCAACCGUGUAUAUAUUAUUAAUGUAUAGCAUUUGUAAUUUUUAAUUUAGUACAUAUAAAUGAAUUGCGAUUUUUGAAUGGAAUAAAAUAUUAAAUAUUGAA